Messenger RNA from Pollicipes pollicipes, 1048 nucleotides. Its product is annotated as serine/threonine-protein kinase meng-po. Bases 185 to 1048 code for a protein of 287 amino acids. NCBI's taxonomy places the organism in Eukaryota, Metazoa, Arthropoda, Thecostraca, Pollicipedomorpha, Pollicipedidae. Gene Ontology annotation, biological process: protein phosphorylation. The record is from RefSeq and is a predicted model, not a curated record. The transcript is spliced from 4 exons. Gene Ontology annotation, molecular function: ATP binding; protein serine/threonine kinase activity.
CGAGAGGUCGCUCGGGGGUCGGCGCGAGUGGCGAUGGUGGGCUGUGGGGCUCGUGGCUUGGGACACGGACGAGGCAGGGGCUGAGUUAACGGCUUGAAGCUCGGUGUAGACGGGACUCGAUAGGUCAGUUGGGCGGGAGCGCAGCGGUGAACGCGCGAGGUCGGACUGAAGCGCUGCUGCCACCAUGAGUGGUCGGGAGAAGAAACUGCCCCGAGAGGCGCGGCAGAGGACAGGGAGCAUUCACGAGAUCAGGCACCUGACUCUUGAAGAGGUUGACCUGGAGGCCGAAUAUGAGGUGUUGCAGACUAUAUGCGAGGUGUGGACUGGCAAGAUUAUGCUAGUGGAGCACCGCGCUACCCGGCAUGAGGUCAUUCUCAAGGCGCUCCACAAGGACGCCACCAGCAAAUCCGACUUUCUGCGCGAGUUCCAUUACAGCGUCUUCCUGAGUCCGCACCGAAGCAUACUGACCGCAUACGAUGUGGCAUUCCGCGCCGACGACUUCUACGUCUACGCCGCCGAGUACGCGCCCUUCGGCGACCUCGCCUGCUACGUCUCCAACGGCGGCAUCGGCGAGCGCAACACCAAGCUGCUGGCGCCGCAGCUGGCCUCGGCGCUCGACUUCAUGCACAGCAAGGGCCUCGUGCACCGCAACGUGCGCCUCGACAACAUCCUCGUCUUCAAGAGCGACCUGAGCCGCGUCAAGCUGGCCGACUUCGACCAGACGCGGCCGGUCGGCUGGCGCGCGCGGCGCGCCGAGGAGUGGCCGCCGUACACGCCGCCCGAGGUGCAGACCGAGCCCAAGGGGCGGUCGUACACGGUCGCCACCGCGCACGACACCUGGCAGCUGGCGGUUGUGCUGUUCGUGUGCCUGACCGGGGCCUUGCCGUGGCAGCGCGCCGACGCCUCGGACGCGCGCUACGCCGCCUUCGCACAGUGGCGCGGCUACCGCGCCCUGCGCGCGCCGCAGCGCUUCGGAGAGUUCUCACUGCGGCUGCAGGGCCUCUUCCGGCGGCUGUUCGACCCGCGGCCGCGGCGUCGCACGGUGUGA